GGCGUGCAGGUUAGGGUGGGAGGGUCAGAGGUCGCCGGGCCAGAAUGCGUUCCUGUGUUGCUAUAUAGUGCAGGGGCACGUGCCCUCCUGCAAAUUCCGGAAGGUUCUCGAGUUCAAUUGGGACAGUGGCUGCGGAAUUCCUGGUCUCCGGCCUGAGGUGCCCGCUGGCCGAGCAGAGGCGUCGCGGGCGCUGCCAUGUUUGGCUGCCUGGUGGCGGGGAGGCUGGUGCAAACAGCUGCACAGCAAGUGGCAGAGGAUAAAUUUGUUUUUGACUUGCCUGAUUAUGAAAAUAUCAACCAUGUUGUGGUUUUUAUGCUGGGAACAAUCCCAUUUCCUGAGGGGAUGGGAGGAUCUGUCUACUUUUCCUAUCCUGAUUCCAAUGGGGUGCCAGUAUGGCAGCUCCUGGGAUUUGUCACCAACGGGAAGCCAAGUGCCAUCUUCAAAAUAUCAGGUCUUAAAUCUGGCGAAGGAAGCCAGCACCCAUUUGGAGCCAUGAAUAUUGUGCGGACCCCAUCUGUGGCUCAGAUUGGCAUUUCGGUGGAGCUGUUGGACAGUCUGGCUCAGCAGACUCCUGUGGGCAGCGCUGCUGUGUCCUCGGUUGACUCCUUCACGCAGUUUACACAGAAGAUGUUGGACAACUUCUACAAUUUUGCUUCAUCGUUCGCUCUCUCUCAGGCCCAGAUGACACCGAACCCAUCUGAAAUGUUCAUCCCAGCAAAUGUGGUUCUGAAAUGGUAUGAAAACUUUCAGAGACGACUGGCACAGAACCCUCUCUUUUGGAAAACAUAAUUUGAAUAAAAUAAUUUGUCGUGUCAUUUAAAAGCAUGAAGUCAAAGGGGUCAUGAAGUCUACCUUUCAAAACUGCUCAGUGACUAUGAAACUUACCAAAACCCCUAUAAACAUUAGAAACACCGAACCAGGAAAAUGUUCAGUAUUGAUUACCUUUCCCCUUAGAAGUGUGAAAUACUUCUUGGAGCAAACGUUUUGUAUCGACUGUUAUUCAUUUCUUAAAAUAAAACCUACUCACAGUAGUAGUAUCUGAAAUGCCAUUGCAUGUGUAACCUUUUGUUCGUCACACAGUGCUUUGCUAGAGUAGCUGACUUGGUUGGUUGGUUCAUUUUAAGGGUCUCAUGUGCCAGAAGCAAAUGAUUACGAGCUUGAUUCACUGUAAAGUUAACUUUAAGUCAACUGUUUCACAAUUAGUUUUGAAAAAUGUCAAAAAUGUCUUUGAAGAUGGGAAAAUUAUGCCGGGUGGUGGUGGCACACACCUUCAAUCCCAGCACUCGAGAGGCAGGCUGGUCUCUGUGAGUUCGAGACCAGCCUGGUCUACAAGAGCUAGUUCCAGGACAGGCUCCAAAGCCACAGAGAAACCCUGUCUCACAAAAAAAAAAAGGGAAAAUUAUCUUCAGGGAGUUUUCUUUCCUCUUCUCCCUGCUCCUGCCUCUCUG
Chionomys nivalis (European snow vole) is the source of this 1448-nucleotide messenger RNA. RefSeq names its product heat shock protein nuclear import factor hikeshi (gene Hikeshi). The record is from RefSeq and is a predicted model, not a curated record. Gene Ontology annotation, molecular function: Hsp70 protein binding; nuclear import signal receptor activity. Bases 196 to 789 code for a protein of 197 amino acids. NCBI's taxonomy places the organism in Eukaryota, Metazoa, Chordata, Mammalia, Rodentia, Cricetidae. The transcript is spliced from 5 exons. Gene Ontology annotation, cellular component: cytosol; nucleus. Gene Ontology annotation, biological process: protein import into nucleus.